GUGGAGGUCGGGCGCGAGAGAACAUGGAGGUUUAGUGAUCGUGUGGUAGCUGUAGGAGCAGGAAGCCCACCGGAGAGCCCGCCGCACCGAGCCAGCCGUGUUUUAUUUUCAGUUUUUCCUUUGUUAUCCUUUAAGUUCGUGUUCUCCACCCGGGCUUCGACAUGGAGAUGAAGAAGAGAGUCAGCCUGGAGCUCAGGAACAGAAACCCCGCUGAGGUGGUGGAGAUGGUGGUGGAUAACUGCCAGUCAGCUGAUGGCGAGGUGGAGGGUCUGACGGAGGAGUACACGGAGCUGGAGAUCCUCAGCAUGGUGAACGUCGGCCUCAGCUCGCUCUCCAAACUGCCCUCACUGCCAAAACUACGCAAGCUGGAGGUCAGUGAUAACAUCAUCACUGGCGGUCUUGACAAGCUGGCAGAGAAAUGUCCAAACCUGACGUACCUAAACCUGAGCGGGAACAAAAUCAAAGAGCUGAGCAGCAUCGAGGUUCUGCAAAACUUAAAGAACCUGAAGAGUUUGGACCUGUACAGCUGUGAGGUUUCCACGCUGGACGACUACAGGGAGAGCGUCUUUGAGCUGCUCCCUCAGAUCACGUAUCUGGACGGAUACGACCAGGAGGACAACGAGGUGCCUGACUCUGAGGUCGACAACGAUGACGAUGAAGCCGGUCCCCAUGGAGACGAGGAUGAUGAUGAGGAUGAAGAGGAUGAGGAUGAUGAGGACGGCUCUGAGGGCGAGGAGGAGGUUGGUCUGUCCUACCUGAUGAAGGAGGGGAUCCAGGAUGAGGAAGACGACGGAGACUACGUGGAGGAAGAGGAGGAGGAUGAAGAAGAGGAGGAUGAUGAAGAUGGAGAUGUGGACGUUCGAGGGGAGAAGAGGAAGAGAGACGCAGAGGACGAAGGUGACGACGAUGAUGAUGAAUGAUCCAAUCACCUUCUCACACUGAAACACCUGGCCCCUCCCCUUAGAGCUGCAGAGCGACAGACUCAUGAUGCCAUCACUGAUCAAUAAUCAGGUGAUCACCAUGGUGCAAAACCCUUGCUGUCAUCUUCUCUCCUUUAAUUUCUGUUUUAAGUCCAGUAAUUUCAGAUUAAGAGCGUAAUCU
This is a messenger RNA of Cheilinus undulatus (humphead wrasse), 1101 nucleotides long. Its product is annotated as acidic leucine-rich nuclear phosphoprotein 32 family member E-like. The transcript is spliced from 7 exons. The coding region runs from base 162 to 920 and encodes 252 amino acids. Gene Ontology annotation, molecular function: phosphatase inhibitor activity; histone binding. Gene Ontology annotation, cellular component: nucleus. The record is from RefSeq and is a predicted model, not a curated record. Gene Ontology annotation, biological process: regulation of apoptotic process. Lineage: Eukaryota; Metazoa; Chordata; Actinopteri; Labriformes; Labridae.